Messenger RNA from Gossypium raimondii (Peruvian cotton), 1614 nucleotides. RefSeq lists its product as uncharacterized. Lineage: Eukaryota; Viridiplantae; Streptophyta; Magnoliopsida; Malvales; Malvaceae. Bases 1 to 1614 code for a protein of 537 amino acids. The transcript is spliced from 7 exons. The record is from RefSeq and is a predicted model, not a curated record.
AUGGCCUCCUCUUCAUCACAAGCAACCACUGUCGUCAACCUAAGUAGCAAUGGCAACCCUGUAGGAAAUAACGCUUACCUUCGGCCCACCUUACACCUGACUCUAUACAAAGCUGCGCUUACAGGUGAUUGGGAGAGCGCCACCCGAGUCUUCGAGCAAAACCCUAAGGCAGCUACGGCUAUGAUCAUGGGGUCCAUGUACGCACUCCAUGUUGCGGUAGGGGCUAGGAAAGCUAAUGAGUUUGUGGAGAAGCUGGUAGAGAGGAUGUCGCUUGAGGAGGUGGCAAUGGUCAAUGGAAGCGGGGCGACGAUUCUUUCGAUAGCAGCUGCUAUCGGAAACACAGAUGCCGUCAAGUUGCUGGUUUAUUUGGUAGCAAAUAAAGUUGAGCAGAACCCAGAGUUGGCUAAGAAGAAGGACUUUGGGCUCGAGUCUCCUUUGUGUUCCAUUGCAGUAAUGCAUUCAGCUUUCUUUAGUAGCAGUGAAUUGACUCUACGGGACCGCCUUAUUGACUCCUGUGUCCCUUCAACUUUGAGCUUGGAGAAUGUCGCCAACAAUUCCAACAGAGGAGACAUUGAGAAUCCAGCUAACAAGUCCCAAGCAUCAAUAUGUAGCUGGUUUCUACAUUUCACAAGAAUCAAUUUUAGUUCUGUACCACGAGUUAAGCAGAUCCAUGAAAUGAAAUUAAUGCAUGGUGAAGCCCUCAAACUUGUGGAACUAUUAUGCAUGUAUGCUGCGGAUUUGGAUCCCUCAGGAGCUGUCAAUAUAUUCAAGCACCCUGUUUUUGUGGCAGGAACACAUGGGAUUCCCGAGAUUGUUGAAAAGAUCAGAGAGUCAUUUCCGGUUGCAGUUCAAAUCAGUCAUGAGCAAAAACUAAUUGUAGCCGAUAAUAUGGAUAAUUUUAGUAAUAACAUGUUGCAUCUGGUCGGAAAUUUGGCACCGCCGGACCAGCUUAAUCGUGUUUAUGGUGCAGCUCUGCAAAUGCAACGUGAGCUACGAUGGGAAGUGGAAAAGGUGGUACCAAAUAUCUAUCAAGAUGCUAGGAACAUUGAGAGAAAGACUCCCAGAAUGGUGUUCACUGAAGAGUACAAGGAAUUAGUUAAAGAAGGAGAGAGAUGGAUGAAGGAUGCAGCGAAUUCAUGCUCGGUGGUGGCUGCCCUUAUUGCCACAGUUGUGUUUACAGCAGCCAUCACAGUACUAGGUGGCACCAAUGGUGACAGCGAAUUCCUAGUAUUUAAAAGUGAAAAGGCAUUUGUUAUCUUUGCGAUGUCAGAUGCACUGUCUCUCUUCUCAUCCACCGCCGCCAUUCUCAUGUUCUUGUCCAUGCUCACUGCUCGUUAUGUUGAAGACGACUUUCUCCAAGCCCUCCCCAAGAGGCUGAUUAUGGGGCUCCUCACCCUUUUCAUCUCCAUUACCACCAUGAUGAUUGCCUUUAGUUCCACGCUCUAUCUUGUGUUUGGAGGGGCUAAGACAUGGAUUCUAGUAUGUGUGGCUGAAUCAACCCGUGUAUUGGUAACCUUGUUUAUUUAUCUGCAAUUUCCGCUACUUGUGGAUAUGUUCUACUCUACUUAUGGCCAUGGAAUUUUCGGCAAGAGCAGUGAAAAACCCUUGUAUUAA